Molecule: messenger RNA, 324 nt
Organism: Emiliania huxleyi CCMP1516
Lineage: Eukaryota; Haptophyta; Isochrysidales; Noelaerhabdaceae
Exons: 2
Coding region: 1-324 (107 amino acids)
Source: RefSeq, a predicted model, not a curated record
AUGGCCUCCCACCGCAUCGGCGCCCGCCUCUCGGGCCUCUCGCCGCAGCAGCUGUGCGCCUUCAUCGACGAGCAGGCGCCUCUCUGGAGCGCCGCCGCCCUGCGCGUGGCGGAGGAGCACGCCGCACGGCUCGUGGAGCAGCCCGAGUGGGUGCUCUCCGACGUCCUCCUCUCGCCGGACCUCGCCCCGCACAUCCUCGCCCAGCUGCCGACUAAGGAGCACGCCGCCAAGGGGACUGUUUGCGCGGGAUUCAUUUUUCUGCCGCUGGGUCAUUGCACAUUGGACUUGUGGAGCCGCUCGCUGGCCAGCUUAUGCGAGAACUAG